AUGCCUGGCGUCUUGUUAAAGCAGGGUUAUUCCCAGUGUUGGUUUAUUGCGACAGGUGGUCGGAAAGAAUCAAGUGCGCGGAGAGUUAAUCAUCGGAUACUUUAUCGAGCUCUCCAAUUCCUUUCGAUCUUGUUUGAGAUUCAGAAGGCCGCAAGCGCCGGAUUUGAAAUACUUACAUUGUCAAUCAGAGACCUAUAUAUGGUGUGGCUUUUUGGCACGUUGACAUUAAUCGCCGAAGGUGGUUGUUUCGCCGGAUGUUAUGACAAAUCCAAGAAUAUCUACACCAGCAUAAACCCAGAAACAGAAACGCGUUUCAAUCAUUCCGAUUCCGAGGUUUAUGUUUUGUCGUUCUUAGACCAUGAGGAUAACAACCAACGAUCCGCGCUCUUCCGAGAGGCAAUGGAAGGUUAA
Molecule: messenger RNA, 411 nt
Organism: Paracoccidioides brasiliensis Pb18
Exons: 2
Coding region: 1-411 (136 amino acids)
Source: RefSeq, a predicted model, not a curated record